This is a messenger RNA of Miniopterus natalensis, 1713 nucleotides long. The record is from RefSeq and is a predicted model, not a curated record. NCBI's taxonomy places the organism in Eukaryota, Metazoa, Chordata, Mammalia, Chiroptera, Miniopteridae.
CCACGUCUAUUGUCUGAGGACAGGAACUCACUGAAAAGACCUGCAGAGGCGGAGAAAGUGAAGUGUGUGCAGCGUAGACAGAGCCCGGUAAUUUUAUGCUGCCAAAAUGGGACAUAAAGUGGUCGUAUUCGACAUUUCUGUCGUCAGAGGCUUGUGGGAAACGCGUGUCAAGAAGCACAAAGCCUGGCAGAAGAAGGAGGCCGAACGGCUCGAGAAAAGUGCGUUGGAAAAGAUCAAGGAGGAGUGGAACUUCGCGGCCGAGUGCCGCAGGAAGGGUGUCCCCCAGGCGGCCUACUGCAGGAAUGGCUUCGUGGACACCACCGAGAGGCUCCUGGACAGGCUCGAGAGGAACUCCCUCCUGCGGCAGGGCUCGCCUUCCAAGGACAGGGGCAAAGGGAGCAGCGCUUUCGUGUUUGAACUUUCGGGGGAGCACUGGAAGGAGCUCCCAGAGUCCUUGAAGGGGCAGACGCACCUGAAAGAAUGGCACAUAAACAACACCCUGAUUGAAACCAUUCCUACCUAUAUCGAGCUCUUCCAAGCGAUGAGAAUCCUGGAUCUGCCAAAAAACCAGCUCUCCCAUCUCCCGGCUGAAAUUGGCUGUUUGAAGAACCUGAAAGAACUCAAUGUGAGUUUUAACCAUCUGAAGAGCAUUCCUCCAGAACUGGGAGACUGUGAAAAUCUGGAGAAGCUGGAUUGUUCUGGAAAUCUAGAAUUAACCGAGCUCCCCUUUGAACUAAGUAAUUUGAAGCAAGUUACAUUCGUUGAUAUCUCGGCAAACAAGUUUUCCAGCGUCCCCAUCUGUGUCCUGAGGAUGUCUAAUUUGCAGUGGUUGGACAUCAGCAACAAUAGCCUGAAUGACCUGCCCCAGGACAUAGACAGGCUGGAGGAGCUGCAGACGUUUCUCCUGUAUAAGAACAAGCUGACCUAUCUGCCUUAUGCGCUGCUUAACCUGAAGAAGCUCGCCUUGCUAGUGGUCAGCGGGGACCACCUGGUGGAGCUCCCGACGGCCCUCUGUGACUCGUCCACACCGUUAAAAUUUGUAAACCUUAUGGACAAUCCUAUUGAUAAUACCCAGUGUCAAGAUGGUGACGAAAUGAUGGAAAGUGAACAAGACCGUCAACACUUUGAUAAAGAAUUUAUGAAAGCCUAUAUCGAAGAUCUAAAAGAAAGAGAGUCUGUUCCCAGCUAUACCACCAAAGUGUCCUUCAGCCUUCAGCUUUGAUAUUGUCCCUCAGAAGUCCGCAGAACCUCCCUGUCUGUGCAGCUGUCAGUCUUUGUGCUGUGUGUCAAGUCACACAGGUGUCAUGGCUCGUGUUUAAGCACGAAGUCCAGAAAUCACUGUCAUAAUUGUUCGGAAAAAUGAUUUUCAAAUUUCAAAUAUAUGAAUACCUCUCUCGGUGGACUGGGGAAUUGAUAAGUGGGUUUAUAUAUUGAGAUUUAAAGAUUCAUUUGCAUACACUUGUUUCUAAAUACUGCACACUUAAUAGUUUAGAAAUGUAUUAUUUUUUAAAAUUGUAACUUAGACCAAAUUUUGAAGUUGAUUGUAUUGUUUUUAGGAAUUGAGGGAUAAAGGGAUUGUGAAAAGAGCAUUUUUAUUGGACGGGUCACAUGAGAGUUUAUUUUAUUUUGUGAUUUCGAAGGAGUUUUAACGCAUUAUUUCUUUUACUGAGAAUAAUUGUCCUUGGGUUUAUACAAACUGCUAUUUCCAUAUGU